AUGGCGACUUCAUCGAAACGAGCUGCUGCUCAGCAAGAGCAACAAUCAGCACCAGAAAACGAUGAAUAUGAUGAAUAUGUUUAUUAUCCAUAUUAUCCAAAAUCACUACCGAAUGGUGGUUAUGAAUAUGUACAAGAUCCACAGAAACCUGAAGAAUAUGAACAGUCAUCGACACAGUACUAUGAUGAACAUGAACCGAAUAAUUCUGCUCCAGUACAGAGAACGUGA
Molecule: messenger RNA, 228 nt
Organism: Rotaria sp. Silwood2
Lineage: Eukaryota; Metazoa; Rotifera; Eurotatoria; Philodinida; Philodinidae
Source: the annotation of a GenBank genome assembly